CACCGCCUCAAACAGCCUGAAGAGGAGGGAGAAAAAAAGAGGAAAACAAAUAUUGCUGAGAACUUUAUAAAAAGUUGGGGAGUUGGGAGAUUGGGCCUAUUUGGUUGCAGCUACCUCAGCAGGAACUUUUAGCAGAGAAGGAGACACUAUCCUCAAACAAAUAGCCAUCAUGACCCACCAGUUUCCAGCGCUGACUCCGGAGCAGAAGAAGGCCCUGUCUGGCAUAGCACAGCGGAUUGUGGCUCCAGGGAAGGGGAUCCUGGCUGCGGAUGAGUCUGUGGGUACUAUGGGGAGCAGACUGCAGAGGAUCAAGGUGGAGAACACAGAGGAAAAUCGCCGCGCCUUCCGAGAGAUCCUCUUUUCUUCAGAUGCCUCCAUCAAUCAGAGCAUUGGGGGCGUGAUCUUCUUCCAUGAGACCCUCUAUCAGAAGGACAGCAGUGGAAAGCCAUUCCCAGAUGUCAUCAAAGACAAAGGCAUUGUGGUGGGAAUAAAGCUAGAUAAAGGAACAGCCCCGCUGGCAGGAACAAAUGGAGAAACCACCAUUCAAGGGCUGGAUGGGCUCGCUGAGCGCUGCGCCCAGUAUAAGAAGGAUGGCGCUGAUUUUGGCAAGUGGCGUGCUGUGCUGAAGAUCACAGACGCAACUCCCUCCACUCUAGCCAUCCAGGAGAAUGCCAACACGCUGGCACGCUAUGCCAGCAUCUGCCAGCAGCAUGGGUUGGUGCCCAUUGUAGAACCGGAGAUCCUACCCGAUGGAGACCAUGACCUCCAGCGCUGUCAGUAUGUUACAGAGAAGGUCCUGGCUGCUGUCUACAAGGCCCUGAAUGAUCAUCAUGUCUACCUGGAGGGAACACUGCUGAAACCCAAUAUGGUGACUGCUGGGCAUUCCUGCCCCAAGAAGUACACCCCUCAGGAGGUAGCCAUGGCAACAGUCACUGCCCUCCAUCGCACUGUUCCUGCCGCUGUUCCUGGAAUCUGUUUCCUGUCUGGAGGCCAAAGUGAAGAGGAGGCUUCUCUCAACCUCAAUGCUAUCAACCAGUGCCCUUUGCCCAAACCCUGGAAGCUGACCUUCUCAUAUGGACGGGCUCUGCAGGCAUCAGCACUUGCUGCAUGGUCUGGCAAACCUGAGAACAAGAAGGCUACUCAAGAGGCAUUUUGCAAACGGGCACAGAUUAAUGGGUUAGCAUCCAAAGGACAAUAUGUUGUCUCUGGAAAGAGUGAUGCAGCUGCGAAACAGUCCCUUUUCACUGCCAGCUACACGUACUAGGGUGUGGGAAUACACCACCACCCUGUCCCUCUACGGGGACUGAAAAAGGAAAAAUCCUAACCCCGUAAAGGAAACUGGAAAUCAUGUGGGUUCAAACUACGGGCUCCACUGCACACUUUAAUCCUAAAAUGUAGGGAGAAAAUCAAAUCAUCUUAUCCAAGAAAAUGGUACCUGUUUUACAGACUUAGCCCCUACUGCCAUUGAUAAUUUACCAAAUCGCUCUCUCCCCCUGAGAGGGUUUUUACUUUGUUCCUUAGAAAGAUGGGAAUGCGGGCAUCAAUUCUCACCCCAUGCCAUCAAUUUUCUCUGUUUACCAGCAAAUAAAGCGCAUGCCCCCUCCAAAACCACACUCUGCAGCUGGAGAGAGCACAUUGGACUCCUGUAUUACACAUUCUAGAUAUUGUUUUCAAUCUAUGGGCUGUGAAUAAAGCAUCUGCAACUGUGAAAUUAUAUGCAGUUGAUAAAUUUUAA
Chrysemys picta bellii (western painted turtle) is the source of this 1735-nucleotide messenger RNA. It is a transcript of the gene ALDOB, whose product is annotated as aldolase, fructose-bisphosphate B. Gene Ontology annotation, biological process: glycolytic process; fructose 1,6-bisphosphate metabolic process. Gene Ontology annotation, molecular function: fructose-1-phosphate aldolase activity; fructose-bisphosphate aldolase activity. The record is from RefSeq and is a predicted model, not a curated record. Gene Ontology annotation, cellular component: cytosol. NCBI's taxonomy places the organism in Eukaryota, Metazoa, Chordata, Testudines, Emydidae.